UCCAAAUAAUGUUACUGGAUUGGUACAUAAAUGGAUGAUCUGCAGACAGUGUCAUUCAUCGACCUUCUGGCGCGAUGCGUCCAGAGGUGUGUCGUAGACUGGAAGCUGUUUUGCUACCGCCAGAGUAAUGAUGGAUCGUAUGUAUACAACCAUGCAAGAACUGGUAUAAUCCAGUUUACUAGGGCACAACGGGAGAUAUUCUUGAAACUGUAUGUACUGUACCAGUUUUCACUGCAUAUGCCCAAGCUGGAGAAGGUUAUCAAUGCGACUCAUGCAUUUGAAGGGUACCUGGAAAAAUGUGGUCGUGAAAUGAGUUUGAAUAUACGCAAGGUACAAUCCACUGACUUGGUAACGCCGCCACCGAAUACUGCAUUGGCCGUAGAUUUGCUCUCCACCGGUACUUACACCAGGAUGCCAACUAUGCUGGCUCAAUUGGCCCAUGCCGCUAAGACAAACACUGUGCCGCUACCGCCGCUAUCAGAUGAAGAUGCAGAUUUGACAAUUGAACGGAUAUAUAGUGAAUAUCGGUAUAUGUUCAAUAGUGCCAAGUGCAAGGACAGAGGCGUCAAGAUGGAAUGCCGUAAUGGACAGUGUAUCCUAUCGCAUGAUGGCAUGUUCAAUAUAGCGCUGAUAUAUGACUUCUGCGUCUGGCAGGCUCUGGUGGCAGUGCCACUGGUUUUAGAUCGCCUGGGUUGCAGUACUGAUGGUGACAUCCGUAAUACAUUCCUAGUGCUCAUAAUGUAUGCAGUGAAUAUAUACAACCACGAGAAGCGUGGUAACGUAUUUGACAGCGUAUUUCACUGCGCUAACGUAUUCGCCAGUAAGCUUGUAAUGGAGCGUUUGAGGACGCAGGCGGGUGACUACCGCGCUUUGAGGUUGACUGUCAUUGACUAUCGCAUGUACGUGUCCACGGAUCCUGAACAUAACCUCAUAACCUGUACUGAGGUAUCACUGAGCGAAGGUGAACUAUUGACCUUGGAGGUACACAGCUUCCCGGGUUUUAAGGAUGGAAGCAUCACCGGGUUGACACUUAAGUUCAGUAUGGACCACCUAGGUGAUAUUACCUUCGAGGUGAUUGAAUUGCCACUAUUGACUGAGAGUUGCAUUAUCGAGCAUAGGCUAGAUCAGUGGCUUGAUAGGGUUGCCGCCUUGCUGGAGCAGUACCAACUGGACAAGCUGGGAGUGGAUGGCAACUUCUUCAUGAACUACGCCACGGGAGCACUUAACAUAGCUGGUCUCUCGAUACCCUUUAGUUUACAGGAGUCACAUGUAUUGACGAAGGUACUACAGGUCAGAGAGGUAUUGAUGGAAUGUACCAAGCGUAUUGGUAUGACCCCGGGCCAGGAUGUGCCCAUAGAGGCCUUAAGGCAAUGCUGGCUCUGGGAGCCAUGCCAAAAGUGCUACACAGAUAACGACAGCCUGAUACCAACUCAAGCUGAACCUGGAGACACAAGUUAUAAUAUUGAAAUUAGUGAAGAUCCGGUAUCCCUGAGUGAUAAGCUAAAGGAAGCAACAUGUGACUUUUGGGUGUAUCUCUGUGAGAGGCCAGGGGCCGUGCACGGCGCUGUGGGAUACAAGCUAGAGCAAAGCAGUGAGUUGGAUAACCCUGAUACAGGGUUACUACUGACUAUCGGGACGCACGACGAGCAUAUAAUCGGUAACAAGCUGCUUGUGACCUAUGGGACAUCUGCCCUGGGAGUACUGCCACUGACGGCGGAAUACCAGCAGUAUACCUCCACACGCAAGUUUCUGCUAACGUUCCUUAAAUUCGCAACACAGCUGGCAGAUGUUUCCGGAUUCCAGGCGCAGCCAAUAUCGCCCGGUGAUACACAGAUAAAUGCAAUGUUUGAAUCGUGUGAAGUUAUCUUCAAUUCUAACCAAACGUGCGUCAUACGCUACGAGGGAAGUAGAUCUGAAUUCACAUCGCAUAAAGAGGCCGCUGACGCCUUGAGAAGUAUGUUAACUGGCAUAUAGAGCAGA
Messenger RNA from Babesia bovis T2Bo, 1980 nucleotides. Its product is annotated as Mediator complex subunit MED14 family protein. The record is from RefSeq and is a predicted model, not a curated record. Gene Ontology annotation, cellular component: mediator complex. Gene Ontology annotation, biological process: regulation of transcription by RNA polymerase II. Bases 31 to 1974 code for a protein of 647 amino acids. The transcript has a single exon. NCBI's taxonomy places the organism in Eukaryota, Apicomplexa, Aconoidasida, Piroplasmida, Babesiidae. Gene Ontology annotation, molecular function: transcription coregulator activity.